GAGCUAACGUAAAGCUAUAACAAAGGGAAGUAACUCUGUUUCUUACACACGUGUUUUUCCUGUGUGAACCACGAGGCCAAUAUUUGGAACAAAUCCACACUGCACAUAUGGAUCAUUUAAAAGACGGAUGGUUUAGCGAAUUGAGCGAGCUGUGGCCCGGACAAUGCAUGUCUCUUCAAGUGGAGAAAGUUCUUUUCCAUGAAAAGUCAAAAUAUCAGGAUGUCUUGGUUUUUAAAAGUAAGACGUAUGGCAACGUCCUGGUCCUGGAUGGUGUGAUACAGGCUACAGAGAGAGACGAGUUUUCAUAUCAGGAAAUGCUUGCACAUUUACCUCUGUGUUGCCACCCAAAUCCAAAGAAAGUGUUGAUCAUCGGGGGUGGUGAUGGGGGAGUGGCCCGUGAGGUCCUGAAACACCCUGAGGUCGAGAGAGUUGACAUGUGUGAGAUCGAUGAGAAAGUUAUAGAAGUAAGUAAAGAAUAUUUACCUGAGAUGUCAAGCAGCUUUGCUAAUCCCCGCUUGAAUCUCCAUAUUCAUGAUGGCUUCGACUUCAUGGGCAAACACCAUGGAGAGUUUGAUGUCAUCAUCACUGACUCCAGCGAUCCUAUAGGCCCUGCAUCAUCACUGUUUGAGAAGUCCUACUAUGAACUGAUGAAGAAGGCCCUCAGACCAGGCGGCAUCUUAUGUAGUCAAGGAGAGUGUGUGUGGCUUCAUUUGGAUCUCAUCCGGAAUAUGCUGGACUUUUGUAAGACCAUCUACCCCUCUGUCAGCUACAGUUAUACCACGAUACCAACCUAUCCCAGUGGCCAGAUUGGCUUUGUGUUGUGCAGUCUGAACCCAGAUAUGAACUUUGAGGACCCAAUCAAUGCUUUGAGCCAAGAGCAGGGUGAGAAGCUGAAACUCAAGUAUUACAACACUGCAAUCCAUAAAGCAGCAUUUGUGCUCCCAGAGUUUGCAAGAAAAGCACUACGAGACGCAUGAUCUAGAUUCCUCAUGUCGACUGGCUAUCAACCAUGGUAAUGCAGGUUACCAGUCGUACAGGCUGAUGUAUAUAUAUCUUUACAGAUAUAUAUCACUGUUUAAUCAUGGCACACUAAUGGGGGAGGGAUUGUUUUGUUACAUAUUUGUUACGUUUCUGUAUUUUUAAAAGCAUGGAAAUCCCGACAAAGAAAAGAUUAGAUUGUGGAUUGGAUGGUCAAACUCUUGGAUACAUCUGUAUCAUCAUACCCAGAUAGCUGGAUCGUGGAUUGGAUGGUCAAACUAUUGGAUACAUCUGUAUCAUCAUACCCAGAUAGCUGAAUCGUGGAUUGGAUGGUCAAACUAUUGGAUACAUCUGUAUCAUCAUACCCAGAUAGCUGGAUUGUGGAUUGGAUGGUCAAACUAUUGGAUACAUCUGUAUCAUCAUACCCAGAUAGCUGAAUCGUGGAUUGGAUGGUCAAACUAUUGGAUACAUCUGUAUCAUCAUACCCAGAUAGCUGGAUCAUGGAUUGGAUGGUCAAACUCUUGGAUACAUCUGUAUCAGCAUACCCAGAUAGCUGCAUUGUGGAUUGGAUGGUCAAACUAUUGGACGUAGCUGUAUCAUAUCACCCCAAUGGGUCAACAUUUGGUCUCAUUAAAAUCCAUUCCGUCUCGGCCAUCUGAUAUGUCAGAAUAUUCCUUGGUCCAGUUUUAGAGUUUUGAAUCAAGAACUUUGUUAAAUAUUUUUCAAACUGGAUGUCGCCAUGUAUCUCAAGAAUGCUACUUUGUAAUUAGCUGAUGGCGACUUCAGAUGUCCUCAGGUCUUGUUUUAGCAGUAGAGAGCAGCAAGAUUGCAUUCCUGGCCAUGGUCUCAGUCACUGGUUCGUCUGCCCCAGGCUUAUUAUGCCAUAUUCGCUCACUCCAUGAGCAUAAUUGGUCCACGGUUCUUCCAUAUUUGUAAAAUGUGUCUAAGAUGAGAUUUCAUCAUUUGUCAGGAAAAAAAGCAUUAUAAUCAGGUUGGCAUUUUGGGAAAGGUCAGUCAAUAGUGCUGAAAUCCUUUCCACUCAACAGAUGAUAUUAUAUCUGUGUUCACGUGAUGACCAGUGGCAUUAAAACCAGACUGUACAGUUGUCAUAUAUUACUGUUUCCUUCAUGUCGAUUUGAAUUUCUUGCAAAUUUUGACAUUGUUUUAAUCCAUUGCAACAGAAAACAUUCAAUGUUUAAAGGUACAAUGUCACACCACACUUCUCUGAAAAAAACGUAAUGCGUUUCUCUUAAUAAUACCAACUAUCAGCCCUCAGGGAAGCUACCAUAUAAUGUUUUUCUUGCAAAUGCAUAAGUUGAUGGCAAGCUUGCAGGUAAAAAGCAGUUUCAGGAACUGAACUUCUUUAAUGUUUUGUCUUUUACUUAUGACAUAGUGGUAAGCUGUUUGUCUUGUUAUGUGAAAAUCUAAACCCAAGGUCAGCUUUCAGGUUUUGAAAAAACAUUGUUAUGUCAUCAAUCUUUGGCGACAUAUUGAAACAUCAUUUGCAUGUUUAGUAACAAAUCCUACAAGGUCCAACCAAAGUCAAAGUCUGAAGGUAAAGUCAGGGUGGUAUAUUAAGGCUGGAGUAACUCUGAAUCACUGUGUGAAUUAAUUUUGAAAAGUCACUAGCCAGAGGGGCUAGUUAAGUAUAAUUGUUGCUAGUCCACAUCCUACUUACUAGCUCGGCAAAAUAUCAAUAUAAAAAUGCACAUCGGUCAGAAUUGGUGUCAUGUUUGCUAAUUGAAGAUGUCAAACAUUUGUAUUUUAAUGGUUCCUAACCUCUUUGGCGCAAUGCUAUUAACAUUUUUUAUCCCCGCCGGCACGUUUAGCGCGAAGCGGGUGAUAUAGUAUUAGGCUCCGUCCAUCCGUACGAAUUGGAAUAUCUUAAGAACCGUUGACUGGAUUCUUUUAUAUUUGGUACCUAGGUUCAUCACAGUGAAAGAAAGGUCCCAGUCAGGUUUGGUGACCUUGACCUUCAUUUCAAGGUCACUUUAACGUGUAACCUUGUCAGCUUAUUUGUCAAGAACCGUUCACUGGAUUUUCUUCAUAUUUGACACCAAGCUUUAUGUAGGGAAGGUGC
Molecule: messenger RNA, 3058 nt
Organism: Haliotis rubra (blacklip abalone)
Lineage: Eukaryota; Metazoa; Mollusca; Gastropoda; Lepetellida; Haliotidae
Product: spermidine synthase-like
Exons: 8
Coding region: 108-977 (289 amino acids)
Biological process (GO): spermidine biosynthetic process
Cellular component (GO): cytosol
Molecular function (GO): spermidine synthase activity
Source: RefSeq, a predicted model, not a curated record